CGUCGUCGAAAGUGGUAUACUAGUUUUGUACUCCGCGAAACGCGUUUCGGUGUGAUUUGUGUUUUGUUUUGUGGUGCACGAUGGCUUACAACGGUAGUGGUGGCAAGAGACUGUGUACUACGACCGAUAUCGACGUUGAAAGGAGUAAUGGCAACAAUUAUAUGGCUGGUGAGCCGCGGCGCAAGCGCGAACUACCAGCGCGGCCCAACCACAUACUACUCUACACCAUCAUAAACCCGGCAUAUCCCAUCACUGUGGAUGUUAUACACACAAUCAGCACACCACAUGGGCAGGUGCAGAGGAUCGUAGUAUUCAAAAAAAACGGUGUCCAGGCCAUGGUUGAAUUCGAGAGUGUGGAGUCCGCCACAAGAGCAAAGGAAGCACUCCACGGUUGCGACAUUUACUCAGGAUGCUGUACACUGAAAAUAGAAUUUGCUAAGCCUGAAAGAUUGAAUGUGUUCAAAAAUGACCAAGACAGCUGGGACUACACACUGUCUGAAGAUGUCCAGCCAGUGCAGAGAAGCGCUCCUCUCCUACAAUCGCCUCAAUAUACCGGUGGCAGACCACAGCCUUACAAUCCCAGCAGCUCCUCGACGCAAGCGACCACAAGAGCUUGCAGCGACGACUCCUGCAGUCAACACAGUCAGCAUUCAUGUGACCACUCCCAGAAUGAUAUGGAGUACGGCAGCGGCGGGCCUCCGCCCCCGGGGAUGAUGAAGGACAGACAUGGACCGCCUCCGCCUCACCACCAGCGUGACGGUCGCGGUUACGGACCUGAAGGGUACGGCGGCGAAGGCUUCGUGCCGCCACCACCCAUGCACCACCCGCCCAUGCCGCCACAAAACCAGGGUGGUCCACCACAGCAAGGCGCAGUGAUGAUGGUGUAUGGAUUGGACCCGCAGACUGCCAACGCCGACCGCCUGUUCAACCUGUGCUGCCUCUACGGGAACGUUGUCAGAAUAAAAUUCCUGAAGACAAAAGAAGGCACGGCGAUGGUGCAAAUGGGUGACGGUGUGUCUGUGGAGCGCUGCGUCCAGAACCUCAACAACGUCACCGUCGGAGACUACACGCUCACACUCGCGUUUUCAAAACAAGCGUACCUGUCUGAGGUGAUGAACCCGUACCCGCUUCCGGACAAGAGUCCCUCGUUCAAAGACUACGUGGGCAACAAGAACAACCGCUUCCUCACUCCGGCCUCCAUACACAAGAAUAGAAUACAGCCGCCCUCCAAGGUGCUGCAUUUCUUCAACACGCCACCAGAUGUGUCCGACGAUCAACUGCUGCAGGUCUUCAAGGAUUACGGCGUGAUGCCACCACACACCAUCUCCAAGUUUCCCCUCAAAAGUGAGAGGUCGUCAUCAGGCCUGAUGGAGUUCCAGAAUAUAUCGCAGUCCGUGAUGGCGAUUAUGGCGUGCAACCACGCCACCAUACAGCAUCCUGGUGCGAAAUUCCCGUUCGUAAUGAAGCUGUGCUUCUCGUCGUCACGACAGAUCGGACAGGCGAAGGGCGUGGGCCUGAAGAACUUCGACCAGAAACAAGAUAGCAACCAACGGCAGCCGCAGAACAACGGCAUGGCAGAACACGAAUACUACUAACGGAGAUGCGGCGGUCUACACACACUCACACAUAUCAAGACGGACGGCACACAGACACACACAGGCACACCACUACGAGUGUGGGGGGACUGGGGUUGCCAUUGCUAACUACAAAUAUACCCCACAGAUAAAAUAUAUCCUUCAUGAACAUGAACUCUUAACUUAUAAGUUAGGGGUAGUUUGCGAAGGGUAACAUUUGAGCAAUGGCAUUAUUAUAAUUCCUUAUUUAUACAUUUUGUGACCUAGAUCACUCUUAUAAAGACAUUAACAGUUAGUUUCUCUUAAUAUAAUUAUAGACAGAAUUAACAAUUCUCAUGUUAAAACACAUUAUUACAUUUCCAUUGUAUGAUUUCUUUUUUUUAUGUUUACUUUUUUUUUCGAAGCCACGCUUCGUUGGAUGCAGUAGGCAUUUUAGGUUUCCGAGUAACGGCCAAUUAAGUAAUAUUCCCAUAUUUUUCAGUUGUAAUCUUAGUGUUUAGUUUUAUAUUCUUCGGUGCCAUUUUCAAACACUCUACGAUGUGAAGAAUUUUCAAUUUUUUUUUAUAUUACGACGGAAUUAAUUUUAGAUGAUUUAGAGUUUUGAGGAUGGUACUACGUUAUCCGAUUUUUUUUAGUGAUUUUUUUUAGUAAAUCGAUAUUAGUUUGUGAGUUUGUUUUAAGAUUAAGCAAGUUAGGAGCUUUCGUUUUUUAUUCAUCUCCAUCCUAAACGUGCGUUCAUGAGUGAUAUAUGUACUUACAUAUAUUGGACUGAUACAUAUAGUUACAUAUAUCGGGAUCGGAUGCACGGAUAUUGUUUCCAACGGUUGUUUUCUGUAAACGUAACAGUUGUGACAUGUACAAGUAAUAAAGAAACUGUGGUAUAAGGUAGAACAUUCGAGUUUCAUUUUUAUUUGUUCAAAUACAAGGCUUGGAGUUUGCAUGUUUUCAAAUAUUAUUUGCAUGGAUUUUACGAAAGCGGUAAUAGUAGGGAUGAUCGAUAUUAGGAAAAUAUCGAUAUCAGAAAACAUCGAUGUUUCAUUAUAUCGAUAUUAGAAAAUAUAUUUCGUUGUGAUCAGCGUUCUUGUUUUAUUUAGGCUGCUAAUACACGGCCUCGAUAUAUUUGGGACUGCAAGCGUUGUUUUUGCGAUGUACAAAGUUCUUUUUUUACGGCGAUUUAAAAUCGAUGUUAGAAUAUCGAUAUUUUCCUAUUAAUGUUAAAUAUCCGAUCAUCGCUUAAUAGCUGGAAACAUUGUUUGUUUGACCACUUUACUAUUGUGUAAGAACCAAAAGUAUGUAAAUGUAAGUAAAUAGUUUAACACUCUAUAGGUUAGUAGUAAGCGUCAUUGCAAUGUCAAUUAUAUUUGAUUAGUGAAGAAUUGUGACACUACGGAUUUUCUAUAAAUUUUCUUAAAAGUAAAAAACAAAAUUAGCGGACUAUUGAUCAUGGAUGUUGAUUAAUAAGCUAUGCACACGGAGUAGUGUUAGGUCGUCGACGACAACGCGGGGCACCGCUAGUGCUCCACUUGUCUAUGUUUCCGUUCUCGUCUCUAUGGAUAGAUGUUUGUAUGGUGUGACUUGUGCUAGCUUGACUAUACUACUGUUUAUGAUAUGGCUCUGAGAUAAAUAGCAAUUCUCCUUCGCGAAGAUACAUCACAAAUAUUUUUUACACGUUUAUUAGAUUUAAACAGUCGGGCGGCCGAAUAUAUAUAUUUGAAUUGCCUUCCCUUGUAAUAAUAUAAUAUUUAUCGAAGAGGCUUAAAUAUAUUUACUAUAUCUUACUUUUAAUGUUCCAAUGGUAAAUAAUUUACCACUCAUUGUUUUCAUGACGUAAACAGUCUUAUAGGCUGCCGUAUAAAUUACUAGUUAAAUAAAAUAGCUGAUUAAAAAAAAACUUAUAUUGUUAUCAGGUAAAUAGAUGCAUAUCUUUUUCUCUAGAGGUAUUUUCGAAUGGAAAAUUAAUGUUUUAGUGUUAGAACAUGGAUGUCGUGAUAGCUUACAACUGUUUUGUGUUAAAUGUACAGAGAAUAUAUUGAGAUUGUUUACAGUAUCUAUAUGUUUAUGAAACGAUUGUACCGUUCUUAUGUUUGUGUAACUCUAUGUUUUAGACAUUUGACAUUAUAUGUAUAAUUAGUAAAAAUCACGGGAUCUUACCACGUUUUAUAUUUAUUUGCUGAGUUCCCGAUAUUUCGGUAGUUUUACAGUUUGCCGAGAUGAAUAUCGAGCGAGUUCCAGUAGUAGCAACAAACGAAGACGUGUGAAGGUAGACGCGUAUAUCUGCCCAUAAAAACAUUUCAUUUUCCAUCUACCCGCUGCUCUUCAGUUUACCCGUGAUCAUGGUGGUUGAAACACUACCGAAAUAUCGGGAACUUAGCAAAUAAAUAUAAAACGUGGUAAGAUCCCGUGAUUUUUACUAAUUAUACGUAUAUAAUGAACGAGUCAGGUUUAAAACAGUAUAUUUGACAUUAUGACACUAUUCUACUACAAUAUGACAAUUUCAAACAUAUUUUACACAUAAAAAUAUCUAAAUAUAUAUAUAUUUAGUGAUAUAUAAGGUAUUUUGUGUGUAAGAUCACAUACGAGAACAAUACGCCGAUAGACGCGUACAAAACGACACAAGAAACCGCACUUUAGUUUUGUCAUAUAUUUAAGAUAAUUGUAAUGUUUUAGUUUUACCCUUUCCUUUUUCAAUAUUUUAGCUUACCUUCAUUGGACUUAGGUACUUGUAGUAACAUGGUAAACAUUAAAUACAUGUCAACUCACAAAAUAUUCUUUCAUUUAACACGACUAUUAUUGUCUACCACGAGUUUAUUAGUUAUUG
Molecule: messenger RNA, 4392 nt
Organism: Achroia grisella
Lineage: Eukaryota; Metazoa; Arthropoda; Insecta; Lepidoptera; Pyralidae
Gene: sm
Product: heterogeneous nuclear ribonucleoprotein L
Exons: 16
Coding region: 81-1595 (504 amino acids)
Biological process (GO): regulation of RNA splicing; mRNA processing
Cellular component (GO): nucleus
Molecular function (GO): mRNA binding
Source: RefSeq, a predicted model, not a curated record